AUGGAGCUGUGGACAGAAGCUAGAGCCCUAAAGCCAAGUCUAAGAGGAGAAGCUAUUAGGCCUCAAGUGAUUGUGUCUAAGGAACUAAGCCGAACUUCUUCUGCUGAAGAUUUCUCCGUUGAGUGUUUCCUCGAUUACUCAGAAGAAGUUCUUGAAGAAGAAGAAGAAGAAAUUGUCUCCGUUUGUUCUUCACAAGAAGAACAAGAACAAGAUUGUUGUAUCUUUAGUUCACAACCUUGCAUCUUUGAUCAACUUCCUUCUCUGCCGUAUGAAGAUGUGGAAGAGCUUGAAUGGGUAUCUCGUGUAGUGGAUGAUUGUUCUUCAUCAGAAGUCUCACUUCUCUUCACACAAACCCACAAAACCAAACCAAGCUUCUCAUCUUCAAUUCCGGUUAAACCAAGAACCAAACGGUCUCGGAACAGCUUAACCGGUGACCGGGUGUGGCCACUAGUUUCAACCAAUCAACAUGCAACAGGAGAGCAGUGUAAGAAGAAGAAACUAGAAACGGCGCUUGUGUUUCAAAGAAGAUGCAGCCAUUGUGGCACUAACACCACACCUCAAUGGAGAACCGGUCCGGCUGGUCCAAAAACCUUAUGUAAUGCAUGUGGAGUCCGGUUUAAGUCCGGUAGGCUCUGCCCAGAGUACAGACCGGCGGAUAGUCCGACCUUCUCAAAUGAGAUCCACUCCAAUCUUCAUAGGAAGGUUAUGGAACUGAGAAAGAGUAAAGAGUUAGGUGAAGAAAGAGGAGAAGCUACUACUAAAUCAGACCAAGUCAAAUUUGGCACCCGAGUGGUAGAGAAGACUUAG
Molecule: messenger RNA, 807 nt
Organism: Eruca vesicaria subsp. sativa (arugula)
Lineage: Eukaryota; Viridiplantae; Streptophyta; Magnoliopsida; Brassicales; Brassicaceae
Source: the annotation of a GenBank genome assembly